Tribolium castaneum (red flour beetle) is the source of this 3103-nucleotide messenger RNA. It is a transcript of the gene Rcd1, whose product is annotated as Reduction in Cnn dots 1. The record is from RefSeq and is a predicted model, not a curated record. Gene Ontology annotation, biological process: positive regulation of transcription by RNA polymerase II. The transcript is spliced from 11 exons. Gene Ontology annotation, cellular component: NSL complex. Bases 125 to 3070 code for a protein of 981 amino acids. Lineage: Eukaryota; Metazoa; Arthropoda; Insecta; Coleoptera; Tenebrionidae.
UUGGUGUUUCAGCGAAAUGUCAGAAACAAAUGAAACAAUAGAAAGUGAUUUGAUACCAAACAAACAUUGAAAAAGUGUUUUUCUCCAAAAAACCUACACUAAUUAGCUUUUUUACUAGUGAGGCAUGUCUGAAAGGUUAAUUCUGAGUAAAAAUCAGGCACAAAUCGACGGUAUAUUAGACGGUUCUCAGAAGCUGUUGCAAAUAUUAACGGCAGAAAGUCGCCCAACUAGUGAAUUCAACGAGUUUAUAACACCUCUUCCAAACAUGGUUGUGGGCAGCGACGGCCGUUUCGCUUACACAAACCAUUUAUUUAACCCUUAUGAACGGGAACAUUGGUGGAUACCAAUGGAUCAUUGCUACGCCAGACCGUGGAAUUGGCGCCCUGAGAGCACAUUCUUGCGCCCCACGAAGACGCUUUUCAUGCCCAAAGUGCCCCCAGGGAGAAAAAAAGCCAUUAAUCCCCUGGCCCCCAUACAGGAAUGUGACGAUGUUAUAGACGUUGUUACAGAUAGCGAGGAACCAACACCGAUCUAUGAUAAAGCGAAAGCUAAACAUUUGAUGGAAGAAUGCGAAAAACACGCCGCUAUGGCCAGAGUUGAUGAGGGUAAUGAGGACUGGGAAGAAAGCGUUUCAAGACUGAACUGGAACACCACACAAAAUAGGCUAUUUAACGGAGUAGUUAAUAUUUUAAACGCUGAUCAUUUGGCACGUUUGGCACACUCUGACUCAAGCAAUGAGGCAAUAGCCAGACGAGUCACAAUCGACAAAUCUGUCGAAAGAAUGCGGCGCUUAAUGGCCACCGUUUCAUGGGACCCUAAAUAUACACAGUGGUUGCAUCAAAUUUUAAUUGACCAUCUUAGCACCUCAUACCUGGCCGCGUACCUAGAUAUACUUCAAACCCUUAGGUCCAAGCUUCCUACAUUUGUAGAUAAAAUGAUGGGCGCUGCAAAUUCCAGUAAAUUAAGUAUUUUAAGUUAUGAAACACUUUUCCCUUUGUUGAAACGACCGUGGGACCCUGUAGCCUCGAGUUUAAUGCAGGACAAGCCAAAAAAAUUACCGGGGAAUCCCGUGAUUGUCGUGGUGCCAUCCACGCCGAUUUCGUCGAAACGCAUGCUAAAGUGGAUCAAUUUGUUGUCCAAUCUGGCCACGGUCAUCACAGUGCCCGCAAAUUACGGCGGCGGGCUGCAUAAGACGACGAUGAUGAAUUGUGUGGAUCAAAUGUUUGUUAUAACCCGGAACAAAAUCCAGGAUAUCCGUCUGGAUUAUCCUGGAAGAAGCAUCGUUUUGGCCGGUUUCGGGUUUGGGGCAACUCUUGCGUUACAAAUAGCUCAAGUCGAGCAAGUGUUAUGCGUUAUAAGUAUCGGUUUUUCGCUUCUAACAGCUGACGGUAAAAGAGGCGAAGUUGAUGAUAAUUUGUUAGAAUUACAGUGCCCUAUUCUUUUUGUUAUUGGACAGUGUUCAAACACUUCGUUGCAGGAAGAUAUGGAAGAUUUGCGGGAGAGAAUGCGGGUGGAAACUGGUUUAAUUGUUGUUGGGAAUGCAGACGAUAAUUUACGCGUGAGUAAAAAGAAGAAAAAGGCUGAGGGCAUAACCCAGAGCAUUGUUGAUCGAUGUGUUGCUGACGAAAUUGGGGAGUUUAUAAGUGGGGUAAUCCUAUCUCCAUAUCCGCCCCAAUUGAGACAAUCCCCGACUAACUUAACUACCGAAGGGCUCGUUUCUAAAAAAUUGAAAUCGGAGCGGAAGAGGUACAAUUCUAAUACAAGUUCCAUAGACAGUGAGCCCCCAUCUCCAACACCGAGGAUAAGUAGACCAGGUCAAAACAGUUCUCACUUGGGGCGCCCGCCUGGGUCCAAAUCCAAGGCCAAAAUGGAGGCCAAAUGGGCAGCGCAAGGUAUCCCGUCCUCUCCUAGUAAUAGCCCUCCACACCUAUCCAACACACCUGACACAUCCUCCAAUGACAGUAUCCUCACAGACAAACUAUCUCUAACAAAUUUCGAUCCAUCUCCCGUUGUUAAAAAACUCAAAACAUUGAAACCAACCGUGGUUUCGCCGGAAAAAACUACAACUAAUCAACACACUUCAACAUCAAACCAGAACACUGCGAAAGCCAUGGGACUGCAAAAUCGAUUGUCUGGUUUGUUACAAGGCGACGUUUCAACGUUAAUCCAGCCAUCGAUGGUCAAGUCAAAUUCGUCGGGGAUCAAAGUUCUAGAAAAUGUGAAAAUAACCGGGGGUUUGAACCCGAAAUUUUUCUCAAAUAACGGUAAGAUGGUAGAUAUGUCCAAAGUAUCAGUGAUUAACCCAAAAUCAAAUAAUGCGAAUUCGUUAGUUUUGUUACCCGAUGGUAAAAUAAAGAGUUACGCGCCCAGUGUCAAAGUACCAGGAGGAAGAUACAUUACUUCAAAGCGCCAGUUGUUGGGUAACAAGCCACCAAAGACGGUUAAAAAAGUGUCAUACAUCUCACAACCCAUGCAGACUAACCUAUCCCCUCCCACAAACCUGACGACUCAAGACAUCAUGAAUUUGCCGAUAAUUUUCGCCGAUGAUAAUCAAAUUCUAGACAACACUCUCACCCAACCUGAAAUGAAACCUGUCCCAUCGUCACCAAACUCAAAACUGUCUGCCAACACUGGUAGUAAAUUUAUGCUUAUAAACAACAAACCCAGCAAUUUUAUCAUAUCACCGAACCCUAAACCCAGCGUUUCACAACCCGCGAAAGCUACACCAAAGUACACGAAAAUCAUCCUUUCGUCAAAACAAACCGCCACUUCAAACGUGGUGAAAAAAAUUACAAACUUGCCGUCGGAAAUAUCGGUUCGGAAGGUAACUCCGAGCGAAACAGCCACAAUUAGCCAAAGCGAAGAACUGGAUUUGGAAAAUGAGAUCGCGGCUAGCACUUUGUACAAAAGGAAGGUCGAAAGUACCGACGCCGAGUGUUUGGAGAUUGUUAGUAACAAACCAGAGGAGGAAAAACUCGAAGGGGAAUCGGUCAAGAGAACAGCCGAGGAAGCCAACAUUGAUAAUGAUGAAAGCACGCCUUGUAAAAUUUCGAAAGUUGAAACUGCUUGAGUUAUUUAACCAAAUAUAUUUGUUACACGUUAA